CUCGGAAAGCCUCGGUACACAUCCGCCUAUCCCGAAAUAAAAACAAAAAAUAUUUGAAAGUUUUCUGAGCUGUGCCAGUCUUUGGUUUUAUAGAUAUUUUACUAUGGGUGGAUGCUGCUCAGCACAGAUACGGUGCUGGUGUGGGCCGGCCUCCUGUGGCCUGUGCUGUCGGUUCCUGCCGCAGAUCAACGAAUCGACCGCCACUCGUUUCAUGUAUACACUAAUGCUGAUCAUCGGCUUUGUCAUGGCCUCACUGAUGCUUUCUCCUCAAUUGGAACAAGCUUUUAUUGAUAAUGUACCUGGUUUUAAUGAAACUUGUGUUGGAUUGAUGGCAGGUGAAAACUGUAGUAAACUAACAGGAUACAAAGCAGUGUAUCGCUUGUGCCUAGGAAUUGUGGCCUACCAUUUAGUUUUAUGUCUCCUCACAGCAUGUGUCAAAUCUAGCUCUUAUUGUCGAGGCGGAAUACACAAUGGGUAUUGGUUUUGGAAAAUUUUAUUUUUCAUUGGUUGUAUUGCGGGAUCUUUUUUCAUGCCGAACAUGUUCAGGCUUUAUUGGAUGUAUGUAGGAAUGAUUGGAGGAGUAAUAUUCAUCAUUUUCCAGUUGAUAUUGUUAGUGGAUUUUUGUCAUUCCUGGAAUGCUAAAUGGGUUGGAACUAAAGCAGGGAGAAAAAAUUGUUGUGGUUAUUUAGGUACGCUGAUCUUUGCCGCUAUUUUCUAUAUGGUCAGCGUUGCCGCAGUUUUCAUGUUGUUCUGGAACUACACAAGUUGGGAGGGCUGCCUCCACAACAAGAUUUUCAUCGGCGUUAAUACAUUUCUGUGUAUUGUUCUGUCAGGAGUCACCAUUGUGCCAGCUGUUACAAAAUUUAACCCAAACACAGGAAUUCUCCAGGCGUCUGUGAUUACGUUUUACGUGAUGUAUCUCACUUGGUCAGCCUUGUCCAGUGAACCACCAGAAGACAUCAUAAAGUUGGAAAACACCAUAAAGAUUGCUUAUUCAAAGCUAGUGGAUGUGAAAAAAGAAGAGGACAUGUUCAUGUCUAUGGAUGGAAUAGAGGAUAUGAGAAAUAUCCACAGCAUGUCCAUGUCUAACUCCACACAGUGUCGUCCUAGUCCCACAUUUGACCACAUGGAAAUGAUAUCCGCCUAUGCUGGCUUGGUCAUUAUGUUCGUUAUGGUCAUCUACUCAAGCUUGGAAACCUCCAUUGCCUCCCAUCGUUUGGGAGUUCAGAGGACCUUUGCAGCAGUACAGGAGAGAUACGAAUGUUGCUGCUGCUGUAAAGUGACAGGAAGAGGUAACCAUUCAGAGAAAGGGGGUCAACGGGUCAAUUAUAAUGAAGCAGAUGCCACAAUUUACAAUUAUGCCUUUUUCCACUUUCUGUUCUGUUUGGCAAGUUUAUAUGUUAUGAUGCAGCUCACAAACUGGUAUAGGCCAGAAGAAUCCGAUCUGAACAGAUUUGGACUGAAUUGGGCCGCAGUAUGGGUCAAGAUGGGCUCCAGCUGGGCAUGUGUGUUCAUUUAUCUGCUGACGUUAUUUAGACCGCAAUGCUGUCCAGGAAGAAACCUUACGUUUAGGAGAACUGGUGAAGUUAUGGUUCCCGGGGAGGGUGAUGCAAUGGGGAGAGAAAGCAGAGUGUGAUUCAGAUAUAGUGACAAAAAUGGAUAAAUAUAUAUAAAGCACUGUUUAUCAACUGAUGAACUGUGUGGUUUCAAUAUGAUGGUACAUGUACAAGUGUAUCUACUUACAUACAUGUACCGGUAAUUGUAUUUUUCCCUAUUAUUCCCUUGGAGCCUCUUAAUUGCCAUUUUUAGCCAACCCAAUAGUGUACCUGCAUAAUUGUUAGCUUGAUUUUUUCAUACUGUUAUCCUUUCCAAUGUAUAAAAAAUAUUCAAGAUUUUUUGAUACAUUCAUUGUUAAAUUUGUAAAAGAAUGCAAUAUUUCAACAUACGUUUCAUUUAUUUUGUACUAUGUAAAAUAACUCUAACACGUAAACAAAUUCAAUGUAUUGUACAUACUUUUAUAGAGGAGAGCAUAAUACAUGUACAGUUUAUGUUUUAAUUGUGUAACAAAAAAGAAGAAUGUAGAAAUGGCGCUGUAAUGUUUAAGGAAGGAUGCUAGUCAGACAAAGUCUUAACCAAAUGCUAACAAUGUAUCAAUGAUUUAUACAUGCAAUAUAUAUAUAUAAUAAUGACUGUGUUUUUCUGUUGUGGUAAAAACUUUGAUGACUUUUGGCUCUUUUUUCUUGACAUCCACAUUUUUUUUACUUUUUAAUGAUCUGUUUAUUGAAUUCCACUUCCAUGGACGAAUAAGACAUGUCAUCUUUUCUGUUUUCGAUAAUUUUAUUUGUUUCUUGUCAUUAACAUGUUGAUGUGAUAUUUUAUUUAGUGUAUUGAAUGUUAAGGUUGCCUAAUUUGCAUUGAAAUACACAGUACACAUUUAAUUUUGGCCCCAUGUUACUUUCAAAUAUUCACACUUGUUAAAGAUUUUCCGCUUCCCUCCAUUUUAAGUUGGUCCUUACAUAGUUUUUCAGUUUUGAAGGUUUUUUUUUUUUUUACCAGGUCUUGUUUUAUAUUCACACAAUGCCAGUAAGGGUAAAUGAGGAGGUGAAUUAAAUGUGGGCAAAAAUUUCUCUGUAAAACAGUAGGUUGUGAUUUACAUGUACCUGUAUAUUAACACUGUUUAUUUUUGAUAACUAUUAAUCAUUUAUACAGUCAUGUAUCUCAUUUAAAUAUUAGAUUUCCACAUGUUAACCCCCUUGGUAUACCCCUAAACGAAGAAGUAUAUGGAACAGAUAUUCUGCAUCUAUAUGAAUGUUGUAUCAUUUUUACUGUAUAUACAAUAAUCAAGUAUUUUUGUUGAUACAUUUACGCAUUGGUUUACAGUCAUAGUGCAUAAGCACGACGUCCUUAAAUUUGUUCAUAUUUAGAAUUACUUUGAAAAUUCUAAAAUGUCCCAAUAGAGGUUUUUUGUUUGCUUAUUGUCUUUUUUAUUUUCUCUGGAUAAUUUUAGAGGAGUUUGAUGGGGCAAUAGCUGUUUUAAUAUGUAUUAAAUUUUAAUGUUUACUUUUAAAUGGAUGUCACUAUGUUUGUUUAAUGACAGUUGCUCUGACAUCUACAUAAAUUAUUACGCUGAUCAGAUAAAUGUUCAUGUUUGGCUGUUAGUCAAUGGCCAAAGUGCUCUACAAAAUCAUCUAUGUAAAGUAUUGUUUGCCUCUUAUGGAGUCCAAUUUGACAGACUUUACUGUAGUUUCAUCAAUAUUCUUUGAAUACCAAUUUUCGUGGAUUUUGUUUUUAAGAUCAACCAUGAAUUUAAAUGUUCAUUAACGUGCAUUUUCUAUUAAGAAUUUGUAUUGAUAGGGUCAUUGGCCACGAAUUAAAGUAUCCUUGAAACUGUGAUUUUCACUUUAUCCAUGAAAUUUGAUACCCUUGAAUAUUAAUGAAACUACAGUAUUAUAUUGUUAGAUCAUGGUUAUUGUAAAAUUACUGUAAUUUCAAAACUUCUUCUGUUUUUAGGUUUGCCUAUCAUAUGCUUCUCCGCUUACUCCCCAAGAAUUGAAUAGAUUAAUAUGUUGAGGCUGAACUGUUGAAAAAAAAAUGUUUCAAAUAUUCUAUUGAAGUUAAAAAUGUACUUGUUCUAUGAAAUAUAGAUUAUUCGUCCAAUCUUAACUGACACCCGUAACAUUAUUACAAAAUCUUUUACAUGAUUUCCUUACCAUUGAUUCCUUAUUUUAACAAGAUUUCUUUUAUUUAUUUUUUUUUAAUCAAGUCGUCGAUUAUCAUCCUUUAUAGUUUACAUCUGUCAGAAAAGUAAUAGAUUUAAAAAUCUGCAAGGGUUGCUUCUUGUGAGUUUACGCGGAUAUUUGCUUCUCAUGUUUAAUAGGAAUCGAUACAGUAUUAGUCCCCAGAUACAACGGACAGGAGAAACUCUAAUUUUGUUGUUCAUAAAUUAAAUUAACAGGGAAAGAGGCUUAUCCAAAUGCUGGUGUUUAAAGUAACUUGAUUUAUGUAUGACUUUUGUAAUCAUUUUAUAAAAUGAAUUAUACAUGCAACCCAUAUAGUUUAUACGGUAUUUAACUAGAAGCCAUGGUAUUUUGUAAUUGAUUCACGAUAGAUUGAUUAUAUGACCAGUAUUAGUUUUCCAUUGUAUUGAAAUCUAUACUGUGAUGCGCAGAUUUUGCCUUCCUCCAGUACAUACUGGGUAAUAUAUUUCAAUGUGUUUUAAGCUAAAUGUUUCUCACGUAGAUUUAAACUGUUUACCAAUUUGACAGUGAUUCACACGUUGGUUGUAUACUACGACACUAACUCACGGGUAUCGCUCCACCUUCACAAAAAGGUACUAGUGAGGUUUUCUGAUCACAUUUUAAUCAUUAUCUCUUAAUUUUUUAUUGUAACCAAUUGGCUAUUUUCAUUCAAACUUAGCUUUCAGUCUGGUUACUUGUAAAAUGGCUUUUGGGGUUUUUUACUGUGUUUUGAGAAAUGUUUUUACAUAAUUUGAGAAAAUGAUGUAAUAAAGUUUGUACAUUAUGAAUAAUGCUUUUAGACAUGAUUAAGGUCUGUAUUUUGUUUUGUUUAUACUUUGUAAAAGCAAGCAAUGUGACCCAUGCGUUUUGAUUUUGAAAUUUUUAUUACAUGUACUGUGUUGUGGUAUUCAUGUACAUAUAUGCAGGGAUCCAAAAAAAUUUCAUGAGGUGGGGGUGGAGGAUCAUAUAGAUAAUUGUGUUUUUUUCGGGGGGGGGGGGGGUAUAAACCGUAGAUUUUAGUCCAUACAUGACACAAAUCUUGUAUAGAAUCUACAUUUUAUUUGAAUAUAUGAAUGAGUUGUUAGACAGUGGUCAGACAAUAUUUUAUAUUUUAAUCUUGCAUACAAAUUAAAUUCAUCUCUUGUAGUACAGAAAUACCAGUAUUCUCGUACAUGUUGUACAUAUGUUCUUUUAUGAUUUCUCUUACACAAAUAUGGUCAUGAAUAUUUUUUUUUGUUAUUGUUGUAUACCCAAGUUGUAUAACAUUUACAAGUAUAGUUAUCUGAAUAUGUUCUUAUUAUACAUGUAUUUCUUUAGAGUAAAAAAAAACU
Molecule: messenger RNA, 5068 nt
Organism: Magallana angulata
Lineage: Eukaryota; Metazoa; Mollusca; Bivalvia; Ostreida; Ostreidae
Product: serine incorporator 5-like
Exons: 12
Coding region: 104-1636 (510 amino acids)
Cellular component (GO): membrane
Source: RefSeq, a predicted model, not a curated record